GACACGCCAAACGGUAUUGUAAGCAUCAUGUGUAGAAGGAAGAUAAACAAGAAGAGUUGACCAGACUGUGCUUGUUUUGUGCUUUUAAAAUGUCUUUCAAAAGAGAGGGAGACGACCAGAGUCAGUUGAAUAUACUGAAGAAACGACGUGUUGCUGAUCUGCUUGCUAAUUUCAUCCCAGAAGAUGAAGCUACCCUAAUGAAGAACGGAAGGUACACCUGUUUAGUAUGUUCUCAUCGUCCCAUCUUUGACACUGUAGACAUUCUGCAAGUGCAUCGGAAGGGGAAAAGACAUUUGGAAGGAAUGAAGUGGUUCUACAGAAAGAAAACAAAGCUGGAAAAAGAAAUCCAAAAGCACCAUCAUCAAAGCUAUGUGGCUAAAGAGGAAGGACAAGAGGAGGCUGCGGCCAGCUCAGCGCCUCUUCUGACUCAAACUAGAAAAAUUACCCACCAUGCACUACUGAAGACAACGCCAUACAGCAGCUGUCACAAAAGAAGCAGUGAAAGGGCGGAACAGGAAUCAAGGCCAGGUGUUUCUUCAGAUUGCCAAUCUAUGCAAAACGUCAGCAGGCAUGCAUCUCAAGAAAUGAGAGGUGGUAGCUCACAUAUUUCACCUUACAGAACACCAGACCGAAGUGUUGCAGAUUCUCAUGUGUCUGCACCCCAAGACCCCCGUCAUAGUGACAGAAGGAAAGAAGGGAAGAAAAGAGAGCAGAACGCUCCCUCAGACAGCGAACCAGUGACAGAAGAACGCCGCAAAGAGUUUGAACACUACCUCAAACUUAAAAGUGCUGGCUGGCUCCAGGACCGGAGUGGCAAGUGGAUUAAAGAUGAAAAUGUGGAGUUUGAUUCGGACGAAGAUGAGCCACCAAUUAUUUCCCAAACGUGACAGUUUUGCAUCUCUCUCUCUCUCUCUCUCUCUCUCUCUCAAUGUUUCUUAACACAACUGCUGGACAGUGCUGUAAUUUCCAGGGUGCCAUUUAAAAUAAACCUCUGGUGCAAAUUGAUUCCUUCCAUAGAAAUAAUCCAGUGUAGUUGUGGCAAUUUAGUCAAUCCUCCAUGUUACUCUUGUUCAGUGAGUGCUGGAAACUCCCAGACCUAAUGUUUUUGAAUAGUUUUGUACAAUAUAUUUUGACAACAUU
Engraulis encrasicolus (European anchovy) is the source of this 1140-nucleotide messenger RNA. It is a transcript of the gene scnm1, whose product is annotated as sodium channel modifier 1. The record is from RefSeq and is a predicted model, not a curated record. Gene Ontology annotation, biological process: RNA splicing. The transcript has 8 exons. Bases 90 to 887 code for a protein of 265 amino acids. Gene Ontology annotation, cellular component: nucleus. NCBI's taxonomy places the organism in Eukaryota, Metazoa, Chordata, Actinopteri, Clupeiformes, Engraulidae.